AUGUCGGCAUCAAGAUCAUCCAAACAGCUCACAGCGCUGUUCCAGUCGCUCCGGGUCGGUUCUAGCAGCUCGUCCUCGGCCGCUUCGGCCGCCUCGACAUCUCGACGAGGCCUGUCCACAUCGCAGGCUAAGCCUCAACCGGCUGCAACCUCUCCCACAUCAGCCCCCAAUGCACAACCACAGCCACAGCAGCGACCUGCCGUAUACCCCUUCUCGUCGGCCGCGCUAGUCCCGGAAGUGCCCGCCUUCGUCUCGACCAAGAAGGGCAUCACACCACCCCCGGAGCCCAAGACGAUCUUCGACGCUGUCAUGCCGCGCGUCCACUCGGAGCUUCGAGCCCGCUAUGAUCCGGGCAACCGUCUCACCAAGCUGUUCGACCGCAAAUCACCCGAACGCAUUCCACCGGGUUCGGUGCUCAUCGUCGAGUCGUGGACGUCGCCACUCAAGACCAACUUUUCGUCGUUCUCCGGCGUGCUCAUUGCUGUGCGACGCCGGGGCGUGUCGACGUCGUUCGUGUUGAGGAAUCUGGUACAGAAGCUGGGUGUCGAGAUGCGCUUCAACCUGUACUCGCCGUUGCUCAAGGAUGUGAGAGUGAUCCAGAAGGCGGAGGCGGGCAAGAACGACAAGUCGGGCAAGCUGAGGAGGACGAGGAGGGCCAAGCUGUACUAUCUCAGGAAGGACGACAGGAGGCUCGCGGGUAUCGGCAACGUUAUCAAGCAGCAGAGGCUGCAGGAGGAGAAGAAGGCGCAGGAGAUGGCCAAGCGUCGUGGUGGCCGCAGGUAG
This is a messenger RNA of Sporisorium graminicola, 783 nucleotides long. RefSeq lists its product as uncharacterized. The transcript has 2 exons. The coding region runs from base 1 to 783 and encodes 260 amino acids. The record is from RefSeq and is a predicted model, not a curated record. Gene Ontology annotation, molecular function: structural constituent of ribosome. Gene Ontology annotation, cellular component: mitochondrial large ribosomal subunit; ribosome. Lineage: Eukaryota; Fungi; Basidiomycota; Ustilaginomycetes; Ustilaginales; Ustilaginaceae. Gene Ontology annotation, biological process: translation.